Theileria orientalis strain Shintoku is the source of this 582-nucleotide messenger RNA. RefSeq lists its product as hypothetical. Bases 1 to 582 code for a protein of 193 amino acids. The transcript has 6 exons. Lineage: Eukaryota; Apicomplexa; Aconoidasida; Piroplasmida; Theileriidae. The record is from RefSeq and is a predicted model, not a curated record.
AUGAUGUAUGAUGGUAUUGUUAAGGAUAAUGAUCCCACCGAAUCUCUAAAUGAUAAUGUUACUGGUUCUACCGGAAAAUCCUAUCUUUCUGCAUUGAUUGAGCUGAUGAUGCGCGAAAUGGAUAUUACAUCUUAUGAUGAUAGAACUUGCCAUAUGCUCGUUGACUUACUACAAAGAGAAUCCUUAUUGUUAUUGAAAGCUUCUGUUGAAAAUAGCGAACGGAGGCUUUCAUCAGAGAGUGAAAAGCUCCUUCUAGGAAAUAGCUCAACCACAAGCUUGACUAAACCUAAUAUGAAGGUCACCGAGGAAGACUCUAUGCUGGUCUGCCAGGAAUAUAUUAAUAACAAUGUAAUACAAUCAGGGAUAACAAGGGACCUUCUUGAUGUUCACAAGUAUGCAAAUAACGUUCGGUUUGCAUCCAAACAAACGAUUGUGGGAAAUAAGACGAGGUCGUAUUCAGCAUAUAGAGGAGAGGAUGAAAUGGGCCAAUUUCCUAGUGGACCGAUUCCACACUUACCGGAUAACCUAUCACUUAACACAUUGCUUCCUCAUUGGGAUAUAACACUCAGGGAAAACAAAUAA